UUAUCAUCAUCCAGCUUAGCGAUAAGAAACGUGGUGAAAAUUUAACAGCGUGGAAUAAUCGUGGGCCAUCGGUUUAGCUGUGUGCCCUCGAGAUGCGGUGAUGGCUUUGCUGUACAGAUUCGCGCAGCUGCCUGACAGCAGUGGCACGCGGGUCUUCUCGUUCGUCGUCACAAGAAGCGUGGUACGGGACCCCGAAAGAGACGUGACAAGCAAGGAGCUCGUAUGCGGCUUUCAAAGAUGGUCCGUUGCGUUUUCACGAGGGAACAAGGUUCUAGGCGCGUACCUGGUGUGGCGCGGUGCGUCGAGGAACCUGCGCGUCUACGUGGACUUCACGUUCACCCUUCUGAACCGGGAACACUUCUCCAUGAACGAGGGAUUCUCCGGGAAACGGGUCAAGUUCACGUACGAGGCGCCCGCCCAGGGCAACCGGAACUACAUCCCGGUCUCGGACCUGUACAGCCGAAACUUCGCCGACACGAACGGCGAGUUCCAAUUGGAAUUGUCGAUGGCCAACGUGAGGACCGUGUACAUGACCGACCUUAAGAUGCCGGGCGGCACAUUCUCGUCGGGCCAAUCGAAGCCGAACAAAUUGGAGACCGAUUAUUUCGCGUUCGGCGGCUUCGAUUGGAACCUGGUCAUAUAUCCCCACGGGAACAAGGAGUUGGAGGGUUACACGAGGGGCCACGAGAACGGGAUCAGCGUUUACCUGAUGAGGAUGAGCGGGUUCGAUCAUCGGUGCAGGGUUAGAUACAGCGUGGCGUUGGGCGAGGGCGAUCGCAGGAUCGAUUCGGGCCAGAUCGAGGACCUGUCCGACGCGGAGCGUUGCGGGUUCGGGUGGCACACCAGGGUGAGGUGGUCCGAGGUGGCCCACAAAGGCGUGGUCAGGGUUUCCCUCGAGAUGGUCGAGGCGAGGACAAUUUGCGAGGUCGCGGUGCAAGCUCGCGGCCCCUCCGUCCUCCCCGCGACCCCCUGCUACGAUCGUGACAAGCAGGCGUGGAUGAUCAGGGCCGACUUGCACUCGGACACCGUCAGGCUGCACCUCGUCUACAAAGAUAUCCACAACGUUCCGAGGAAUCAUUUGAGGUACGUCAGUUGGUCAGCCUAUCUUCUUCGCGACGAGGAGGCGAACAUGACCGCGAUCAGUUUACCAGGGGCCCCGUUCAGCCGUUACUACGCCCAAGAGUCCGCGGACGAAGGUAUCAUAAUGGAGACGAAUCUGGACACGAACGAGGUGAAAGAAAAUCACUGUCCGUUCCUGACCGACAAAGGACAAUUGAGGAUCCGGCUCGAGUGGAACGAGAGCCAUUUGCUCUUCCAAGCGACCUAUCACAAGUACGACGACGUGUGCCGCAUCCACAAUCAACAAAUGAGACGGGAGAUCUCCCUCCUCCAGGCGGAGAAUUACAGCCUGGAGAGGCAAUUGUUCAGCUAUCAGAAGAGCCUCGCCUAUACGCAGGCGCAGCAACAGCAACAGCAGCAACAACAUCAGAAUCAACAGCACCACGGAGGCCAUCAAGCCCAUCUGGAGAGAUCCGCGUCGACAGACACCGAAUACGCCUGACAAGUGGAACAACAACAACAACAACAGAUCCAAUCAAACGAGCUGCCAACCGCGACCACAUGCCGGCGACAAUUGCCAAUCGUGCACGAGGAUGAUCGUCGUGUCCACCAGAACCUUGUCCGGAUGAUGGAUCGACGAUUGAGUAACGUGCAGCUCCAACAACGGCUGUACGAAUCGGAAUCGGGCUAUCAGCAACGAUACGGCGACGGUUCACCGUGUCAGAGUAUCGUCGAUCAAACGGUGGAUCAUCAACAACAACGUCCGAGUAUCGUGCAGCAACCGAAGUCGGCGCGAUCCAGCGUAGGCAGAUCGGACAGCGGCUCGGAUCGUGGAAACGAUCGUUACACCGGCUACUAUUUGGGGUACGUCGGUCAGGCAGUGCACAAAAGACGUAGGACCACUUUCUGGGAGACACUGACGGGUCUCGUGUGCUCAUUGGGCGCUUUGGCUUCCAGGGCUGCCAAGAUGGCCACCAGGCGGGGAGAGCCACUUUGAAGAAGCUUAAGCGCGUUCUCGCGGACCAGUGGACUGGUACGUUUUACACGACACGUUUCGGGAUCACGAUAUAUCGGGAUACAAAUUGGCGAUCGUUCGUUUGGCGACGUGCUGUGAACACGUGUUCGAGGAACACGUUCGAGACGCAGGCACGGGGGAAAUAAAUUGCUGCUGAGAGGGGGAAACGAAGAGUAUAUGAUUUGGACGGUGGCCGAGAGAGGUCGCUAGUUUCGCAUAUUCCUCGUGUUUACCGCUGUAAUAGGAGACCCGUUUGUUUCGAGGAAAGGAUGAAUAAGGUGUUAAUCUUAUUUAGAGGAAAUAAAUAAAGAAGGAAUUUAUAUGUAUAGAGAAUCGUUGGAUUGCACGAGUCGUCUCUUUCAAAAAGUUGUGAAGGAGAGGAUAAUGGAAAGAAUUUCUUUUUUUCCUGGUGGCCGCUAUACAAGCUCGUGACCAGAUUUAACGAUCAACUCGACAAUAUAUGACAGAUGGAUGAGGCGACGAGAGAAAGAUGAUGCGGUGCAAGUUGCGGGCUCGGAAGGUAAUACUCGCACCGGAUUGGACCGACCGGAUUGACCAUUUUUCGUCCAUUUUUUUUUUUCCUCAAACGGAGUCCAAUUUGAAAGAGAAAAGAGCAAAAACGAAGAGGGUGAAUGUUCGAUUCGAAGUUCUCGACGACAAAGCAGCUCUGACGAAGAAAAAUUCGGCCGAAUGGAACCAACUUAUUGGAGCUGUCUUGUGGAGAAUCGUGAGAAGGAACCAGAAAGGAUUUCGCGUUAACACGAUUCGAACGCUGGAAAAAUUUCACAUACGUAUACAUAACACGCAUACACUCUUGAUAGAAAUCGAUCAAGAGAGGGAAUCGAAAGAGGAAUUAAAAAAAAAAAAAAAAAAAAAGAACGAAAUCCCCCUCGAUCACGAAUUCUAUUAUACACGUACAAGAAUACGAUUCUAUCUACUACUUUGUCAAUUUAUUAAGAGAAAACAAAAAACAAAAAAAAUACCUAUUUUCCUCUAAAGACUUUUUUCACCUAUCGUCUAUGACUUCUUUGAUAAUAAAGAAUCCGUGCGCGGUGUAGUCGCCGAGUCGUAACAACAUACUUAUUACGGUAGAAUACUUACACCUAAAACGAAUGCAAAUAAAAAAAAAAUUAAUAAUAAUAUUAAUAAUAAUACUUUAGAGUGCAGUCGAUGUUACAUAAACCGAAAGUAGGAAUGAACGAAAGAUGCUCUCGUUACAGAGCAAUCAACGUGGUACAUCAUAAACAUAUGCAUUCAUAAAUAUACAGAUAUACACACACAUACACACGGGCAUUAAUGUUCGUACUCGACUUUUUUUUAAAUAAAAAAGGCCAAAAGAGAUCAGGGUAAAAAAGAACAAUGCGAACGAUCCAAAUUUUUGACUUAUUGAACUAAUUUAUCAUUGUACGAAAAAUUUAUUAAUUUUUUCCGUUAAUUACUCAUUCUAAUAUACAUAUAUGUUGAAUGUUUAUAUUAUACGUCGAUCAAUUCGAUCAUUCCGAAUCAUGUUUAUACAUCAUUAUUUCUUUUUCUAAAAAUUAAAUACUUAUUAAUCGCCGUUUUAUCGAUAAAUUUACUAUCUAAAAAUUAUUAAUACGCGUUUUAGAUAACGAUAAAUUGUGUAAUUUGUACCAGGGAGAAGUUAAUGAAGAAAUUCGUUCAGAGUGAUAGAAUCACGAACAUCGUGCCGCGUGUGGCACUUAUAGAUCGAAGAAAUAUCCAGUUUAUUGCUCGUCGAAAAUACACACUUGUUUCUCCAACCAUUUUGGCCACGUUCUACUGUACCUGUACCAAUAUAGCGUCAUACGUGCGAGGUCUUCGACGAUAUUGCACUUUUCAAUUUUUGCAUCCCGCGCUUAUCGUCUAUUUUUCCUACGCCUUUCAUAUCAUCCGCCAUUUUCCAUCAAUCUUUCUUUUGCCUUUUUUGCAACAAUUUUCAAAUGGGACGACAGUCGAGAAUCUUUUUAAAUUUAAAAAUUUCCUUAUCCAAUUUAUCCUUUUUCAAUUUCUUCAGAUUUUUUUAUCUUUAAAAUUGACUCCUUCUUGUUAUCUUCGUGUUAUCCUCAUUCUCAAAGAAUCUAAGCUAACUCUCCACCGUUUCGUGGAACUGCUGAAACGGGGUAUGUCCCAACUUUUCAAUACUUCUUUAGGCAAAAACAGAUACUGGACAAAGCUGGUCAUACAAACUCAUAAAUAUCUCUUCGUGCAAACUUUCCUUUCUUGUAUUCUCUCUUCCCCACCAUUUAAAGUAGUUCACACAAAUCGGUACUUUUCAUCUUCCACUCCGGUUCAAAGUAUGUAUCUGUGUGUAGAGUACAAGAAAAGAUGCACAAUUCAACCAACCGGUAUCUACAUCCUGGCAGCGUAUCUACUUUCAUAUUGAUUUUCUUCGAGACGGUGAGAAUUCUACAACCGAUUCGUGAAACUGUUUCUCCUUAUCUUUUCCAUCUUGAUGCCGAUAUGAUGUCCCAUUUGAAAGCUUCGUAUCCUGUUCUUUCCUCGUGUAAUUAUAGUUUCAAAUAACCGAUAUCUAUAUACUGAAACACAUGUGUUUACGUUACGUCUUGCAUCAGCAUGCAUCGCGUCAGUAGCAAGACGAUCGAUACACCAGUUAGUUCACACAUUAGAUAUUACAGUCCACCAUGAACCGUCGUGUACCGCGCACGUGUGCCCGUGGUUGAAUCGGGUUUACUUGUACACACGAAACUCGUCCCAAUACCUGAUUAAAAGCACCGAUGAGAAACCUGAUAUCGUUCCUCCAAAGCUUGCAACUUUCCUUUCAUGCUCACGACUUCGAUUUUUCAUGUCGUUAACAUCUCUUAUUUCGUUCUAUCCUCGACUCUGCUCUUGAUAAAGAUAGACUCUGGAAAAUAUAAGUUAUUUCUAUGAGAUAAUUUUUAAAAGAAAAAUUUUAAAAUUACAGAUCAAAGAUUAUUCUUUUAUUCCCACUACGAUAGAGUCGUUCGAGACAAUUUUAGCGUAAGCAAUGGCAAGAUCCGCGAAAUUCGAACCGGUGCUUUUAACCGGAAGCACCAAUUCAUUCGAGAGAGAAAAAAAAACGAUACAUCGCAGUUCGAAAGUUGUGUCCCUCCUCUGAAGUAGCGGAGAUCUGUAUACUUUGUACAUAUUAUAACUGUACUAAACUGUUGAUGAUUUAAGAGAAUGAAAAUUGAAUAAGAAAAAGAGUUGUGCCUAUAGUAUGCGCGAAGCGGAGAAGGAUUUCAAGCGAAUCGCACGAUCGAGCAUCAUCGUUUCGUUCCAACGUUCAAAA
Messenger RNA from Apis florea (little honeybee), 5345 nucleotides. RefSeq lists its product as uncharacterized. Lineage: Eukaryota; Metazoa; Arthropoda; Insecta; Hymenoptera; Apidae. The record is from RefSeq and is a predicted model, not a curated record.